AUGAGCUUAGAUCAGCAGCCCCCUCACCCAUCUGUCAGCGAGCGCAGAGGUCAACGACUAGCACCGCUCCAAACCAACUUCAGUCGUCCUAAUGCGCGUGCCUCCAUGCAAUUUCCACCACCUGCGCCAGCUUCUCACCCCGCCCUCGCUCAGUCUGCUGCACCUUCUCGACCGCAACGUCCACGGCCAUCGGACUAUCAGACCGAGACCGAAGUAGAGAGGAUCCCGCUGCAACAGACUCCCCCGGUGAAGCGGCAGUCUUCCAAGUCCGGUCUGCGUGGCCUCUUUGGGCGCGAGAAGGUAUCCCGCAAGUCCAGCAACGACGCGAGGCUGGCGGAGAUCGAAGAGGCGCAAAGCGGCACGGUACCCCAGACGGUGACCAUCGCAGAGACCCCGUUAUCACCGAGUCUGUGUGCCACGCCCAAGACGGUCAUAUCUAUAACCACCGCCGCCUCGUCCUCGGGCGAUUCGAAUCGAACCCGACUGUCGUCCAAAUCUCGAGGAAAGAGCAGCGAGGACCGACCAGUCGCGCCGGACCAUGCCUGGAAACCUCCCCCGCUCUUCCAGGCCUACCCCCAGGCGAUCAAACACGACUGCCUCUGGACUCCGGCCAUGUCGUCAGAUUCCAUUCUGCGCAUCCACGCCACCGCGAAGAACAGUGACUCCACUUACGAGGAUCCGCAGGGCAAUCAGCCCCAGACGGAUGAAUCGUCCGCGGAACGGAAGAAGAAGGAGAAGGAGAAGAAGCACAUGAGAUCCGUCUCGGAAACCAUCGGGAAGACCGAAUGGUCCCAAAAGGUAUAUGUGCUGGUCACAUCCGGUUACAUUUUGCAGUACGCGGGGAGCGGGAAACACGAUCGAUUGCCAGAGAGGAUGUUGCAGAUCUGCCCCAAGUCUGUGGCCUUUGCCAGCGAUGCCAUCCCGGGUAAGCACUGGGUGCUCCAGGUCUCUCAAAGCUCAGACGAGGAAGGUGCGACUGCGGUGGAUACCCAUCGGCCCCUGUUCUCCCGCUUGGGAUUCCACCGAUCUCAUGCGCGGAGGUGGACUCGGAGUUUUCUCCUCGUCUUUGGCAACCCGGAGGAGAUGAGUGCCUGGCUUCUGGCCGUCAGGGCUCAGAUUGAAGCCCAUGGCGGCAAGAAAUAUGUCUCGGAGAGGCUGUAUGACGAGGAGUUGCAACGACAGCUGCGACCCAAACAGAGUAUGCGACAGAUGGUGCAAAAGGAUCCCAAUCGCAUCUCCAGCAUCUAUCUCCAGCCUCAGCCUCAGUCGGCCGGCCCCGAUGACAAGGAUUCCGCCAUCAGUGACCAAUCUCGCCGGAGCUCCUACAUGUCCCUCCAUCGCCGCUCAAUGGUUAUCCAACCCGGGUCCGACUCCCGCUCGAACUCCAUUUCCACGGCACAUACGGACGUGACCCCACCACUGAAUGGUAAUAGCAAUUGCUUUGGUCAUUCUCACACACCCGUUCCACCGUCAACUGGCUCGUCUUCUAAUGGGGGGACCGUUCCCGCCGCACAAGGCCCCAUCUCCUCAAGUCCGCCGAAGCGCCAUUCCCUGUUGUAUGCUUCCAUCUCAACUACAGAGACGUAUGAGCUUCCCCAGUCACUGUCCACGGUGCCCGAUCCGAUCUUGCGCAGCACCUCGCCUCCGGCACCCAACUUUAGCGUCCCAUCGUUUAGCAAGAGGUUUGCUGCGAAGAACAUCCAAGCGCAAUUCUCCCACAUCCACCCAGUUGAUUCCGACCAGACCAGCCUGAACCGUUCUCACGACCCUGAUGAUCAACUCGAUCCCCUGUCCGCAUUUCCUUCCCCACCUCAAUCACCGACACGCAACAUGAGUAGAACUGGCAUGAACGAUAUAAACGAACACCCCUCGGUCACUCGCGAUGCCUUUCACAGACGGCAACUACGCAUGUCCAACUCCGAGGAUUCGCUGGCGGAUCCUCACCCCAAAACCUAUGACUAUAGGAACUCCCCCAUGUCUCGGCUACCCUCCAUCAGCGCGGCGAUGUCUUCAGCGAUAGCCCACUCCUUUCGCCCGUCAAGCAUUGCGCUUGAUCCGUUGGCGAGCCAUCCCGAUGACUUGGAUGCCCCUCGCACGGCUUUAGACAGAGGCGAACCCAUCCGUCGCGACCCUCAUCGGACCCGAGUGUCUGUCCUCUAUCCAACAGACCCUACUGGUCGACCUCUCAGCAUGGCGCGGCGCAAGAGUAUGCCAGGCCUGUCUGCUGGGCCUCCCGCAGCGCCUCCGCCAAACUGCCCGUUGCCCAAGCUGCCGCCACUCGGUCACCCUUCUCAGCCACCGAGCUCUCCUCCCCCGAUCCGUUCCUGCAAAUCGCCGCCGCUGACCGACCCGCGAGACCAUCCAGAAAACCUCAACAACGCAACACAACCCGUUUCAUCCACGCCAUUCCCUUCCACCACACCAAGCAUAGACACACGGGUCGUGUCCGGAUUAUAA
Aspergillus clavatus NRRL 1 is the source of this 2457-nucleotide messenger RNA. Its product is annotated as peptidase family M20/M25/M40 protein. Bases 1 to 2457 code for a protein of 818 amino acids. Lineage: Eukaryota; Fungi; Ascomycota; Eurotiomycetes; Eurotiales; Aspergillaceae. The transcript has a single exon. The record is from RefSeq and is a predicted model, not a curated record.